AUUACUGGAUAAAAAACAUCAGAGUCAUCAUUGAUAGUUCGCAAACAAAUUGUUCACUUCUGCGAAACUAUAUACAAACAGUGUCUCACCGGACAAGGAUAAACUAAAUGAAAUGAUUUAGUGUAUUUUAGUGUGGCAGUAGCUAGAUUUAGCUAGAUUGCUACAAAACCAGAAAAGGAACGUGGUAAUGGCCCAGGAGUGUUCAUUGCAGUAUGAGCCAGUGGCGGAGAUCGGUGGAGGGGCUUACGGGACGGUGUAUAAGGCUCGGGAUAAAGAGAGCGGUCAGUUUGUGGCCUUGAAGAGUGUCAGGGUUCAGACGGAUCAGAAUGGCCUUCCUCUGUCCACAGUCAGAGAGGUAGCACUGCUCAAGAGAAUGGUUCUGUUUGAUCAUCCAAACGUCGUCAAAUUAAUGGAUGUGUGUGCCACCUUGAGAACUGACCAGGAAACCAAAGUCACACUGGUGUUUGAACAUGUAGACCAGGACCUGAGAACCUACCUAGACAAGGCUCCUGCCCCUGGGUUACCAGAGGGUCGAAUCAAGGAUCUUAUGCGUCAGUUGUUGCAAGGUCUGGAGUUCCUGCACUCACAUCUAGUUCUCCACCGUGAUUUGAAGCCAGAAAACAUUUUAGUGACCAGUAGGGGCCAAGUCAAACUGGCCGACUUUGGCCUGGCACGCAUGUACAACUGCCACAUGGCUCUCACUCCGGUGGUGGUGACUCUGUGGUACCGCGCUCCCGAGGUUUUGCUCCAGUCCACUUACGCCACGCCUGUUGAUAUUUGGAGCACCGGCUGCAUCUUCGCUGAGGUUUACAGACGCAAACCUCUAUUCUGUGGAGAAUCAGAAGUGGACCAGUUGACAAAAAUAUUUGAGGUAAUUGGCCUGCCUGCUGAGGAGGAGUGGCCUGAUGUGUCAAUCAAACGAGAUAACUUCAGCCCUCAGAGCCCCCAGCCAAUCACAGACUUCGUUCCUGAUAUCAGUGAGCAGGGGGCGGCUCUUUUGCUGGACAUGCUAACUUUUGACCCUCUGAAGAGAAUCUCUGCCUUUAAAGCUCUAGAACAUCCUUUCUUUCAGGAAGACUGAAGACUUUCUUCCAUUUACUGUCACACCGAUUCCAGGGGACUCGACUCUCUUAAGCUACGAAUGAAGAAAGUGACUGAAAUGUUGCAACACAGGGAAUUAUUAUAUUUUAAAGCAGGGCUUAAGGAAGUUUAAAAUGGGCCUCCAUCUUGGGGUUCAAUAUUUAAAAAAUAUUUAAAAUCUUAAUUGACUAUAGAGUCAGUCCUUUCAAAGCAGCUGCGUUUCCUUCUCUCUUUACCCUUGCAGUCAUUCUUUUGGAAGGACUUGAUUGGUCAGAGCUGAAUGCCCAAAUCCCCCUGCUUAAGCCCUCGGGACAUUGUGGAGGACAAAAAACAGAAGCAGGGAAAGAGUCCUCUUUAGACGUUUUGCUGUGGGGUUGUAGUCUCAGACCAUCUCCUCCACAUAACCAGGAAAACCAUGCCCCCCCCACACCCUCCAAAGUA
Molecule: messenger RNA, 1521 nt
Organism: Chanos chanos (milkfish)
Lineage: Eukaryota; Metazoa; Chordata; Actinopteri; Gonorynchiformes; Chanidae
Gene: cdk4
Product: cyclin dependent kinase 4
Exons: 8
Coding region: 188-1081 (297 amino acids)
Biological process (GO): regulation of G2/M transition of mitotic cell cycle; regulation of gene expression; G1/S transition of mitotic cell cycle
Cellular component (GO): cyclin-dependent protein kinase holoenzyme complex; cytoplasm; nucleus
Molecular function (GO): cyclin-dependent protein serine/threonine kinase activity; ATP binding; cyclin binding
Source: RefSeq, a predicted model, not a curated record